Messenger RNA from Amphibalanus amphitrite, 1681 nucleotides. RefSeq names its product glycine-rich cell wall structural protein-like. NCBI's taxonomy places the organism in Eukaryota, Metazoa, Arthropoda, Thecostraca, Balanomorpha, Balanidae. Bases 901 to 1464 code for a protein of 187 amino acids. The transcript is spliced from 3 exons. The record is from RefSeq and is a predicted model, not a curated record.
GCUUCCCCGCAUAUAGAUACAAGGGUUGAGCAACGUGGACUGGGAUGUUUUUACAUAUUUUACGCAUUCCAAGGGCUGCACACGAAAUCGUAACCCAUUGUAGAAAAUAGAGGGAUAUAAGUUCGAAUUAUUGUCCGAAAAAAAAAAAUCUUAAGAAAAAUUUCACUCACAGUUGAGGUCAAUGAAAGGCUUGGGUCUUUGUCCUGGGCAUUUGACGACAAUGUCCCCGUCUUCAAAACAUUUUUUUUCUCUGUGGGUUGAAGUGUUACUUUAUUUGAUAUGAGGCACCAUCGCAUGCAGAUUCAAUGGCAUGUACAUAAAUAUUGAUAAAUAAGAAAAGGUGUGUUUCUAGCGUUUUGUCCAAAGAAAAUAAACACUGAAUAGGGUAUCCAAUCAGUUCAUGCAUAUCGUGAUACACUAAUAACGACAAAUCGAGUGAUUCAUCAUGUGCUACAGCGGUUACACUAUGUUUAAUAGUAUAAAGCUAAAAACAUUCAGGAACAUAAUAAUUUGGUCAAUAAAAGAGCUGACAGAUCUGACACCUAGCCGCCUGUACUGAAUGCAUGGUCUGCUGUCGUGCAAACGGUGGCAGGGUGGCGAACGGUGCCGAUUGCUCGAUAAGGUGUCUCCGGUAGCUGUAUCACAUCUUUCCUGCCUUCGUUAUCCGGUUUCGUAUGAAAGUGGAAGUGACCUCGGUUGAUUUUGAAAAGAGCGGCGCGUGUUUGCGUAACGGGCGUGACCGGGCGGUCGGGUGGCCUGGACCCGUCGGCGGAUUGUGCAGACCCCGCGCGGCGCGCCGAUUACUUCACACUGGACUGCAGUUACAUUCGGCCGCGCCAGAACUUCACACAGUAUUUAAGCACCGGACGCCGAGAGGAGGGCAUCAUUUUCUGCAGCAACAUGAACUCGUUUACGGUAGCUCUGUGCGUCUUCCUCGUCGCCCCGCAGCUGACGCUGGCUACCUUCGGUGGCGGCGGCGGCGGCGGCCACAAGGGCAAGGGAGGCGGCGGCGGCGAGAAGUACGUCCGCGUCAUCAGCACGUACGGAACCUACGGCAAGCACGGCGGCUACGGCGGCUACGGCCACGGAGGCGGCUACGCCCAGGGCUACGGCUACGGCCAUGGUGGCGGAGGCCACGGCGGCUACGGCCUGAGCGGAGGCCACGGCGGAUACGGCGUGAGCCACGGCGGCUAUGGCCAGAAGGGCUACGGCCACGGACACUCUCACACUGUGGUGAUUGAAUCGCACAGCGGCGGCGGCGGCGGCGGCAAGGGCAAGGGCAAGGGUGGCCACAAGGGCAAGGGCGGCGGCGGCGGCGGCGGCGAGUACGAGUUCAUCCCUGCGCAGUGGCUGUUCCCGAAGUACGUGCACCACUACGUGCCGGUCCCGGUCUACGGCGGCUACGGCGCCGGACACGGCGGAUUCGCCGGACACGGUGGAUAUGGUGGCCAUGGUGCCUACUAAGAAGUUGAGCUCCUGUCCACCCGAGAGUGCUAGAGUUAUCAAAGAGAGUGCUACUGCGCGUCACCUAGUCAGUGAACGUUGUCUUGUUUCCGUCACGAGAGCAAAUACUCGCGUGGUUUGUUUUGUUGGAUAUAAUAAGACGCUUCAAUAGUUAUGUUUUGUUAUGUUCAACCUAUGCCACUGAAUUACUUCAAAUGCAAUAAAUAAUGAAGUAAAA